Triplophysa rosa is the source of this 4174-nucleotide messenger RNA. RefSeq names its product transient receptor potential cation channel, subfamily C, member 4b (gene trpc4b). Gene Ontology annotation, molecular function: store-operated calcium channel activity; inositol 1,4,5 trisphosphate binding; protein binding. Gene Ontology annotation, biological process: manganese ion transport; calcium ion transmembrane transport; regulation of cytosolic calcium ion concentration. The transcript is spliced from 11 exons. Lineage: Eukaryota; Metazoa; Chordata; Actinopteri; Cypriniformes; Nemacheilidae. The coding region runs from base 402 to 3158 and encodes 918 amino acids. Gene Ontology annotation, cellular component: cation channel complex; membrane. The record is from RefSeq and is a predicted model, not a curated record.
AAUGCGUGAGAUGAAGUGUUAAGAUAAUGCACUGUGCAGAAUGGCAGAUAUCUGCUGGUGCGUAAUGGUUAAUUGCACUUCCAAAAUGAUCAUAGAAGUGCGUUCGCAGCAGCGCGGGGCACAGUCGCCAUGCGCAAACAUCUUCAUGCGCUUUCACAAAAGUAUAUUCAGCGACGUUGAAGUUGCAUCGGCUUUAUACAUGUGAUAAUCAAAGCAAAUCCACCAGCACGAUGGUGAGACAUAAAUAGAAGACUGUGCAGCUGUGAGCUCUUCUGCAUGACCCCAUGCAAUCAUAAAGCCAUCAGACUGGGUGGGUAUCACUUCCCAUUAGUACAUGCAGAUUUGUUUAUCUUUAGGUUGGCUUCUCGCUUCUCGGCUGUUUGGUGAUGGACUAAGCCACAAUGGCGCAGCUGUACUACCGCAGAACGGAUAACUCAUCGUACCGGGACCGCAUCCCGCUGCGGAUAGUGCGCGCCGAGUCGGAGCUUUCAGCGCAGGAGAAGUCCUACCUCAGCGCCGUGGAGAAGGGAGACUACGCCAGCGUGAAACAGGCGCUGGAAGAGGCGGAGAUCUACUUCAAGAUCAACAUCGACUGCGUGGAUCCUCUGGGGCGCACGGCGCUACUCAUCGCCAUUGAGAACGAGAACUUGGAGAUCAUUGAGUUGCUCCUCAGCUUUAACGUGUAUGUCGGGGACGCGCUGCUCCACGCCAUUCGCAAAGAGGUGGUGGGCGCCGUGGAGCUCCUGUUGAACCACAGGAAGCCCAGUGGAGAGAAACAGGUGCCACCCCUACUCCUCGACAAACAGUUCUCCGACUUUACUCCCGACAUAACCCCCAUCGUCCUGGCUGCUCACACCAACAACUACGAGAUCAUCAAGAUGUUGGUUCAGAAAGGCGUGUCCGUCCCCCAGCCUCACGAGGUGCGCUGUAACUGCGUGGAGUGCGUCUCCAGCUCGGACGUGGACAGCCUGCGACAUUCACGGUCUCGGCUGAACAUCUACAAAGCCCUGGCCAGCCCUUCUCUCAUCGCCCUGUCCAGCGAGGAUCCCUUCCUCACCGCCUUCCAGCUCAGCUGGGAACUCCAGGAGCUCAGCAAAGUCGAAAACGAGUUCAAAGCUGAAUACGAGGAGCUCUCCCGGCAGUGCAAAUGCUUUGCCAAAGAUCUCCUGGACCAGACCAGGUCCUCCCGCGAGCUGGAGCUGAUCCUGAACUUCCGAGAUGACAUCAACCUGCUGCAGGAUGAGGCCACCAAUGAGCUGGCUCGGCUGAAACUGGCCAUCAAAUACCGGCAAAAAGAGUUUGUAGCACAGCCAAAAUGCCAGCAGCUGUUGGCCUCGCGUUGGUAUGAUGAAUUUCCUGGCUGGAGGAGACGUCACUGGGCUGGCAAAUUCAUCACCUGUGUCUUCAUCGGCCUGCUCUUCCCUCUGCUCUCCCUGUGUUACCUGAUGGCACCCAAGAGCCGCUACGGCCUCUUUAUCCGCAAACCUUUCAUCAAAUUCAUCUGCCACACUGCCUCGUACCUGACCUUCCUUUUCCUGCUGCUACUGGCCUCCCAACACAUAGUCUCCAACAAUCCUGAUCGCCAGGGUCCAAAGCCCACCACUGUGGAGUGGAUGAUUCUACCUUGGGUUCUAGGUUUCAUAUGGACAGAGAUCAAGCAGAUGUGGGACGGUGGGUUUCAGGACUACGUCCAUGAUUGGUGGAAUCUCAUGGACUUUGUGAUGAAUUCCUUGUAUCUUGCAACCAUCUCACUGAAGAUCGUUGCUUAUGUCAAGUACAGUGGUUGCAAACCCAGGGAAACCUGGGAAAUGUGGCAUCCAACACUAGUGGCUGAAGCUGUGUUUGCCAUUGCCAACAUCUUCAGCUCGCUGCGCCUCAUCUCGCUCUUCACCGCAAACUCCCACCUAGGUCCCUUACAGAUUUCAUUGGGUCGAAUGCUUCUGGACAUCCUGAAGUUCCUGUUUAUCUACUGUCUGGUGCUUGUAGCCUUCGCCAAUGGACUUAAUCAGCUCUACUUCUAUUACGAGACCAGUGACGGAAUGAGCUGCAAGGGUAUCCGCUGUGAACGUCAAAACAAUGCUUUCUCAACGCUAUUUGAGACCCUGCAGUCUUUGUUCUGGUCUAUUUUCGGGCUGAUCAGCCUGUAUGUGACCAAUGUGCAAGCCGAUCACAAGUUCACAGAGUUUGUGGGUGCCACCAUGUUUGGUACUUAUAACGUCAUCUCCUUGGUGGUGCUUCUCAAUAUGCUCAUUGCCAUGAUGAACAAUUCUUACCAACAUAUCGCUGACCAUGCUGAUAUUGAAUGGAAAUUUGCCAGAACAAAGUUAUGGAUGAGUUAUUUCGAGGAAGGAGGCACCCUACCACCACCUUUUAACAUCAUCCCCAGUCCUAAAUCCAUAUGUUACCUGAUCACAUGGAUUAAGGUGCAUGUUUUCAAGAGGAGGUCAAAAAGGACUGAGACUUUUGGGACAUUAGGGAGAAGAGCUGCUGAAAACGUGCGACUCAACAACCAAUACCAGGAGGUCUUGAGAAACUUAGUGAAGCGUUAUGUGGCCGCUAUGAUUCGAGACGCCAAGACUGAGGAGGGACUCACUGAGGAAAACUUCAAAGAGUUGAAGCAGGACAUAUCAAGCUUCCGCUAUGAAGUCAUAGGAAUGAUGAAGGGCAACCGGAAAAGUACUCAUGGAAAAAUGCUGGGCACGGAUGCUUCGUAUGCGACCCAUUCAGACUGUUCGAUGAAGUAUUCCUCAGCUCUUCAGCAGAUCAGUAAAGUACACUUAUGUGACGUCACCACUGUUAUUCAGCAACAAAAGUCAGAAGACACAAGAGAGUCUCUCUGCUGUCUGGUCAACGGCUCGGCACUCGCUUUAGCUGACACCACUCCUAAAGAUAAAGCCAGAAAGGACUUCCCUAAGGAUUUCUCGGAUUUCGGGUUGUUCCAGAAGACUCAGAAACAAUCUGAUCUUUUCCUCAAGCAGAAUAAAAUGUACUCGCUGGCUGAAGAGGUGCAGGAAAUGGACUCUGACAUAUCAGACUGGAAAGGAGAGGAAGCGGUGGAGAAGACUCUGGCAGGAGAGAUUGAAAAAGACCCGGCGGUGGAGGAGAGCGUGUUAGAAGAUCAAGAGAGAGAGCACCUCCAGUCUCCGCAUGAACACUAGAUGAACUCUUCCAUAUAUAUACUGUAAAUGAGGAUUAUCUACAUCACAAAUCUGGAGGAUUUACAGUUUGAGAGGUGGAGCAGUGUUCCUUUUUACGCACAGAGGUGAAGUAUGGGUGGACAAAGUUGUCUGAUUUGCAGAACGUUGAUAAAACGUUACCUGUUUGACUGUUUUGGACUUGAGCUUUUGCAGGACGACAGACACCAUGUGUAAAUGUCCUUCGAGAAAAUGCUUGAGAAAGCACUGCAAAAUGUUUAAAUCUGUAAAAUAGUUUGCUUCAACUUGAAAAAUAUCAACUGAUCACAAUAAUUGUUUUAGUUUAAGCACUUUUUAGGGCUCAUAAAAUAUACCGUUCACAUUACAUAAAUAUAAUCAAAUAUAAAAUGCGUUGAGAUGUUUGCAGAAUAUUGAUUAAAUUGAUUCGGAGCUUCAUUGUAAUGCAACUGUAUUUAAUUGCAUUAAGUUGCGACUGCAUACGAGACACGGCCAUUAAAGCAUUUUUACAACUAUGCAAUACAAAUAUAACCUUUGUUAUCAAUACUUUUCCCAGCCCUGGUAUAGACGAUUUCAUCGGACGCACGUGCAUAGCCCAAAAUUAACGUCCGGUCUGUGUUUGGCAAGUGGCUAGUAAUAUAACAAUUUAUUUUGUAUUUCAUUUUUAAAAAUAUUUUUUAAUGCAUAUUAAUUGUAACAGUUAUAGAUUCUUUGCAGAGGUCUACCAGAAGUUAAGUUUAGGCCACAAAACGUUUGUUUAAGUUAUUGCCGAUGAAACCGUCUAUUCACACAUGAUUUUAUGUUUAGCCAAAUUUCUGAGCACUGUCCUCAGUAUUGUAAGUGUCCUGAGCUCUCAAAUAACAGCAUUACCUGACUGACUCUAGCGGACCACACGACUUUCAGCAAGAUGUCAACUGUGGUUAUUUGAAAAAUAAAACAUCUUCUUGGGACAUGCUACAGGUUCAGAUUCUUUGCUUCGACCUACUUAUAAUAGCUUCAACAUUUGUCUCAACUAUGGCUUG